AUGGCAAAUCACUCAAGCUUCAGCGGUCGCAGUGGAGUUCGAGUGGUGGUCACCGGCGAUCGCGCCACCGGAAAAUCGAGCCUAAUAGCUGCCAUCGCGACGGAGUCAUUUGCCGAGUCCGUUCCGCUGGUUAUUCCGCCCACUCUCUUGUCUCCUGAUUUGUACCCCGACAACGUUCCUCUAACCGUCGUUGACACACCUUCUAGCUUGGACAAACAAAGCAAGCGUAACGAGGAGUUGAAAAGAGCUGAUGUUGUGGUUUUAACCUAUGCUUGCAAUGACACGAUGUCGUUUUCUCGGUUGAGUUCUUACUGGUUACCGGAACUGCAGAAGUUGGAGGUGAAGGCGCCUGUAGUCGUGGUUGGUUGCAAGCUGGAUCUUAGGGAUGAAAGCCAGCAAGUGAGCUUGGAGCGCCUCAUGACACAGCUCCUGCAACAGUUCAAGGAAAUCGUCACCUGCAUUGAAUGCUCUGCUGCUACGCAAUACCAGGUCCCUGAAGUUUUUUAUUUUGCUCAAAAAGCGGUACUGCAUCCAGUAGAUCCAUUGUAUGAUAUUGGAAGUCAAGCUUUAACAGAUCGAUGUGUUAGGGCACUGAGAAGAAUAUUUGUUCUAUGUGAUCGAGACAUGGACGAAGCCCUCAAUGAAGCAGAACUAAAUGAGUUUCAGGUUAGAUGUUUCAAUGCAUCAUUGCAAUCAUCUGAAAUAGCUGGAGUCAAAUCAGUUGUACAGCAGAAAGUACCUGAAGGAGUCAACUCACUUGGUCUUACUUUUCCAGGAUUUAUUUUUAUUCAUAAUAUGUUCCUCAAAAAAGGGCGUCCAGAGACAUUAUGGGCUGUUCUAAGAAACUUUGGAUAUGAUAAUAAUUUGAAACUCAAGGAUGAUUUCCUUCCUGUUCCUUCUAAGCGUGCUUUGGAUCAGAGUGUGGAGCUGACAGGUGAAGCUGUAGAGUUUCUAAAUGGUAUCUUUCGGCUGUUAGAUACAGAUAAAGAUCGAGCCCUACGGCCUACUGAAGUUGAUAAGUUAUUUGGUACUGCUCCAGAAAGUCCAUGGAAUGAUGCUCUGUAUGAGGAUGCUGCUGAGGUAACUGACAUGGGUUACCUAUCUCUUAAUGGAUUCUUGUCACAGUGGGCCCUAAUGACAUUACUUGAUCCACCAUGUAGCCUGGCUAAUUUAAUUUACGUUGGAUAUAGUGGUAAUCCUGCGGCAGCUCUCCGUGUUACUCGUAGAAGAGCAGUAGAUCGCAAGAAGCAAGCAACAGAAAGGAAUGUGUUCCAAUGCUAUGUUUUUGGUUCUAAAAAUGCCGGGAAGUCUGCUCUGUUGGAUUCUUUGGUGGGAAG
Sphenostylis stenocarpa is the source of this 1337-nucleotide messenger RNA. Lineage: Eukaryota; Viridiplantae; Streptophyta; Magnoliopsida; Fabales; Fabaceae. The record is from the annotation of a GenBank genome assembly.